CGACCGAGCUUGAAACUAUGUGCGCCACCAUCGUGGACAGAGUUGCGGCGGCGGCGCUGGCAUGGUUCAACAAGAUGAUUCCUGCAAAGAAGCAUGCCGCGAACGAGCACACUGUCUUCAGUGCGAUAGUCGUGCAUGAAUCCUGGGACAGUGACGCCGUCGGCGGCUCUGAGCAGUUCCGCGUGGUUAGCGCGGGCACCGGAACGAAAUGCGUCGGCGUGAGCGGUCUCUGCCGCGAAGGCUUUGUCGUGGCCGAUAGCCAUGCCGAAACCAUUUGCCGACGGUCGUUCCUUCGGUAUUUGUAUCACGAAUUGAAGCACGCGCCAUCUGACUCGAUCUUCGACCUGCCACCACCAUCGUCGUCGUCGCCACGGGACGACGCGACUCCAUCGCAUCGCCGCCGACAUCUGAAGCCAUCGUGCCAGCUCUAUAUGUACGUCAGCGAAGCACCUUGCGGAGACGCGGCGUUGUACGAUCUCACGGCGGCAUCACUCGAAGUCAUCCACGAGGCCAAGGUCAAAAAGCAAAAGGUCGACCAUCGCUGCGAUAGUGGCGAUGUUGUCGCAACAGUGCCAUGCCGCACGACGGGGGCCAAAGAAGCGCAUUCGACGGCACAUUCCAAUGUCGUCGGCGUUGCCCGCGUCAAGUCGGGGCGGUCCGACAUCUUGCAAGCCAAUCGCACUAUGUCCAUGUCCUGUAGCGACAAACUGUGUCAGUGGAUGGUUUGCGGCUUGCAAGGCGCAUUGCUGUCGCGAUGGUUUGACCCAAUUGUCUUGCAUGGUGUCGUUGUGAGCCAGCCCGAAGACGCAGACCCCGCCAGCUUUCACGAUGCGCUCCGUCGGUGCGUGAGCCGCGGACGCAACUGCGCCACGUUUCCCACGUCAAGCCACCCCUUUCGCCUGUCCAAGUCGCCGACUCGUCCCAGCCCGUCUGGGUUGUCGCUCAACUGGGCGGCCGGCUGCCCGGACGACUCUGCCGUCGAGUACACCAUUGGAGCUCGCGGCGUCAAAAUGGGAGCCAAGAAAACUCUCGACGACUUUGCUGCCAAACAAAAAAUGAGCUCCCGACUCUGCCGUCGACGACUCGGUCGCCUCGCCUUCGACCUCGCAGCUGAAGAAACGUCCAAGCCCGGCGACGACAGUGCUGCACCUACCGCCCAACUUCCCUGCACCUACGACGACCUCAAGACCGCGCUGCAAACUGACUACUGCGCGUCCAAGAAAGCUCUUCGCGCCUUACCUGCGUUUCAAACUUGGAGAGGUAAUCCCGCCGAGUACAGCGCAUUCGCAUUGCCGUGACUUGCCUCCUUAACACGUCCUCGUUCAUUCUGCGGCCGCAACCACUGUCAAAGGCACACAGGGAUCAAAGCUCUUUAUAGCCACCCGUUUUGUUGUACAUGGAGGUCGCCCAUGGCGCAACAACCUUUGUUGAACCACAUAUUGAUGCAUUCACAUGUGCUCAGCGGCACCGCUUGGUCUCCGAUGGCCCACGUUAUCGGCGGUGUUUGGCUUCGACCGGUGACAUCGUCCAACGGUUCGAUGUUCCGCUGCAGCAGGUAGCCCUGUCCUCCUUGCACAGAUGCCCAUGCCAGUCAAAACGUUUUCUUGAGCUAGACAUGUCGUUUUCGCUGCUGAACUAGCACGGAGGCCAACGCAGGUCCUUCGAUAACUUCUGUUGCCUUGAUCGGGUCAUUGCCGCUCGUUUCGACGACAAUGCAUCGGUCGUAGUACUCUUGCACCGCGACGGCGUAGUCGACGAGGGCGCCUUCGACGAAAAUGUCCAGUGCCUCGGGGAACAUCCGACUGGCGGCGUCCGUGGUCGACGGGGGAUGCUGGAGAACAUACAAGAACGUGUCGAGUUUGCUGGCGACGGAAAGGUCCAAAAGCAGACUCGGACUGUCCGACAUGACGAGCUGGGCCGGUUUGUCCGCGACGGAAACGGGCGUUGACGGGGGCGCGCCGGCCAGAAAUGGCCGCAGCCCGUCGUGGCACAGACCAAGGACGUCCCUGCGACAGUACGUCAGGAGAAC
Molecule: messenger RNA, 2029 nt
Organism: Aphanomyces invadans
Lineage: Eukaryota; Oomycota; Saprolegniomycetes; Saprolegniales; Verrucalvaceae
Exons: 5
Coding region: 18-1298 (426 amino acids)
Biological process (GO): RNA processing
Molecular function (GO): RNA binding; adenosine deaminase activity
Source: RefSeq, a predicted model, not a curated record